CUUCUCUGAACACACACACACAACUUGUAGGCAGCUUCUCUCUGCAUACAGGAGGAGGUCUUCUUUCUUCUUCUCUAGUGACACCCUCCUCGAGAUCUUGCCUGAACUUGCUGAGAUCUGUAAGAGCAGGCAAGAUGGUGAAGAUCUGCUGCAUCGGCGCUGGGUACGUCGGCGGCCCGACCAUGGCCGUCAUUGCCCUGAAGUGCCCGGCGAUCGAGGUGGUGGUGGUGGACAUCUCGAAGCCCCGCAUUGACGCCUGGAACAGCGAGCAGCUCCCGAUCUACGAGCCCGGGCUGGACGAGGUGGUGAAGGAGUGCAGGGGCAGGAACCUCUUCUUCAGCACGGACGUGGAGAAGCACGUCGCGGAGGCGGACAUCAUCUUCGUCUCCGUGAACACGCCGACCAAGACCCGCGGGCUCGGCGCCGGCAAGGCGGCCGACCUGACCUACUGGGAGAGCGCGGCGCGGAUGAUCGCCGACGUGUCCAAGUCGGACAAGAUCGUGGUGGAGAAGUCCACCGUCCCCGUGAAGACGGCGGAGGCCAUCGAGAAGAUCCUGACGCACAACAGCAAGGGCAUCAACUACCAGAUCCUGUCCAACCCGGAGUUCCUCGCCGAGGGCACCGCCAUCGAGGACCUGUUCAAGCCCGACAGGGUGCUCAUCGGCGGCCGGGAGACGCCGGACGGGAGGAAGGCCGUGCAGGCGCUCAAGGAGGUGUACGCGCACUGGGUCCCCGAGGACAGGAUCAUCACCACCAACCUCUGGUCGGCCGAGCUCUCCAAGCUCGCCGCCAACGCGUUCCUGGCGCAGAGGAUCUCGUCGGUGAACGCCAUCUCGGCGCUCUGCGAGGCCACCGGCGCCAACGUCUCGGAGGUGGCGUACGCCGUCGGCAAGGACUCGAGGAUCGGGCCCAAGUUCCUGAACGCCAGCGUCGGGUUCGGCGGCUCGUGCUUUCAGAAGGACAUCCUCAACCUGGUGUACAUCUGCGAGUGCAAUGGCCUCCCCGAGGUGGCCAACUACUGGAAGCAGGUGAUCAAGAUCAACGACUACCAGAAGAGCCGGUUCGUGAACCGCGUCGUGUCGUCCAUGUUCAACACCGUCUCCGGCAAGAAGAUCGCCGUGCUCGGGUUCGCCUUCAAGAAGGACACCGGCGACACCCGCGAGACGCCGGCGAUCGACGUCUGCCACGGCCUCCUCGGCGACAAGGCCCAGAUCAGCAUCUACGACCCGCAGGUGACCGAGGACCAGAUCCAGCGCGACCUCGCCAUGGGCAAGUUCGACUGGGACCACCCGAUGCACCUGCAGCCGACGAGCCCCACGGCGUUCAAGCAGGUGAGCGUCGUGUGGGACGCCUACGAGGCCACCAAGAACGCCCACGGCCUCUGCAUCCUCACCGAGUGGGACGAGUUCAAGACCCUCGACUACCAGAAGAUCUACGACAACAUGCAGAAGCCGGCCUUCGUCUUCGACGGCCGCAACGUCGUCGACCCGGACAAGCUCAGGGAGAUCGGCUUCAUCGUCUACUCCAUCGGCAAGCCGCUCGACGCCUGGCUCAAGGACAUGCCCGCCGUCGCAUAAAGAUGAUGCCAUUUCGCACCUCCGAGCUGCAGGAAUUCGACAUUGGAUGGCUGGACUCUUAUUCUUUAUAGUUCGUUUUUUUUGCAGGAGACACACACCACCACAUUUUCUCAGGCAUAAAAAAGUUGGGCAUAAGACUUGUGUUUCUGUAUUAGUACUCAUCGCUGUUGCAGUUUUUCUUUUCGUUUCAUCGUUUGCACUGUUCUACUAGAAAAACCUAUAAUCCCCCCCCCCCCCCCCCCCCCCUGUUAUGGCUCUGCUGUUUGGGAGCCAUCUGAACGAAACUUUACUUGUAUUCAGUGAACUUGUUAUAGCCGAAUUGAUUAUUCGAUUGUAUCCCCAAAU
Messenger RNA from Oryza brachyantha (malo sina), 1922 nucleotides. RefSeq names its product UDP-glucose 6-dehydrogenase 3. Gene Ontology annotation, biological process: glycosaminoglycan biosynthetic process. Gene Ontology annotation, molecular function: UDP-glucose 6-dehydrogenase activity; NAD binding. Bases 135 to 1577 code for a protein of 480 amino acids. NCBI's taxonomy places the organism in Eukaryota, Viridiplantae, Streptophyta, Magnoliopsida, Poales, Poaceae. The transcript has 2 exons. The record is from RefSeq and is a predicted model, not a curated record. Gene Ontology annotation, cellular component: cytosol; nucleus.